AUGCGGGUCUCCCUCUUGUCUGCGCUGAUAGCGUCUGCUGUGCCGUUCGCCUCCGGCUUUGGGCUGACCACCUCUGGAACGCUCUGGACUGUGGAUACCUCAGGCGGUCUAGUCUUCACCAUCCAAUCCUCAAACGGAGACGUCACGUCACUCAAGUAUAAUGGCGUUGAAUGCCAAGAUCAGACCAAAUACAGCCAGAUAAGCUCCGGUCUGGGUUCUGCGUCAUGCUCGUGGGUGCAGACAGGCAACUCCAACAACUAUAUCAAGAUCACCUGCACGACAAGCACCCUGACACAGUACUACGUCGCUCAGUACAAAUCAGCCUCCUUGCACAUGGCCACGUACACGACUGCCGAGCCCUCUGUGGGAGAACUCAGGUUCAUCGCGCGCCUCGCCCGCUCAGCGUUACCCAAUGGCAUCGCUGCAGCAAACAUCGAAGGUGGAACCGCGAUCGAAGGAUCGGACGUGUUCCUUGUCAGCGGUCAGACGCGCUCGAAAUUCUACUCCUCUGUUCCGUUCUACAAGGAUCAGGUGCACGGCGUUACCGGCUCCGGUGUCGGUGCAUACAUGGUGAUCCCCGGCACGGGAUACGAGUCUAGCUCCGGCGGGCCCUUCUUCCGCGAUAUUGAUAAUCAGGGGGGAACACAACAGGAGCUGUACUUCUACAUGAACUCGGGUCACAUGCAAACAGAAUCUUACCGUCAGGGCUUGCACGGCCCAUACUCCCUCGUCUUCACGAGCGGAUCUGCACCUUCGUCCACAAUCGAUUACACUUUCUGGGAGGGUCUGGGAUCCGUUAGCGGCCUCGUAACAGCUGCCUCUCGGGGAUACGUCAAGGGCAAGGCCGUAGAUGUUCCUGAUGCGUACGCGUCGGAUACGACAGUUACAUUCAACAACUCUGUCGCUCAAUACUGGGCGACCAUCGGGUCUGACUUUAACUUCUACUCGCCAGCCAUGAAGCCUGGUACAUACAGCAUGAUUCUGUACAAGGGCGAGCUCGCCGUCGGCGAACAAUCCGUCGUAGUCGGCGCAGGAGAGACCGUGUCGUCGAACAUCCACGACACCAGCGGUGUGGACACGACGACGUAUAUCUGGCAAAUCGGCGAGUUCGAUGGAAGGCCGACUGGCUUCUUGAAUGCUGACAUGAUUGAGACCAUGCACCCCAGCGACACCCGCAUGCACGACUGGGUUCGAACAUACACCGUCGGCCAACAAGACAUCGGCUACUUCCCCAUGGCCGCCUUCCAAGCUGUCGGCGCCGUGACGAUCCGGUUCGCGCUCGCGUCCGGCCAAGGCGGCGCGCGCACGCUCGUCAUCGCUACUACAUCUGCGUUCGCGGGAGGCAGGCCGGUCGUCACUGUGAACUCGUGGACGAGCUCGAUUCCGCCUGCGCCGAAUGAUCUUAGUAGUCGGGGUGUUACUCGCGGAACUUGGCGCGGUAUCAACCAGUACUACACCUAUGCCAUCCCGGAUGGAACCCUCUCUACAGGAUCGACCGUUAACGUGAUCACCAUCUCCGUCGCGUCCGGCUCGAGCGGCGACACCUAUCUUUCCCCGAACUUCGUCUUUGAUGCUGUCGCUCUAUACUAG
This is a messenger RNA of Peniophora sp. CBMAI 1063, 1590 nucleotides long. Lineage: Eukaryota; Fungi; Basidiomycota; Agaricomycetes; Russulales; Peniophoraceae. The record is from the annotation of a GenBank genome assembly.